UGCUUUCAGGAAAUUGGCCUGUUGGCUUACAUCUAAACCCUGAAUAACAGGCGCCUUAUGAGCACCUAGAAAGGCUGAUAGGUGCAGGGAGGGGCUGGAGGCUGGUAAAUGAGAAUGAUCGAAUCCCAUCUGUGCGGUUAAAAAGGAGGAUGAGAUGCGAUGUAUUUUGAGUAGUGAGGGCAUAGUUCAGCAAACCAACACACCAUCUACAGUCGCGCCCCGAGAUGAUGAAUUCACACAAGUGACCCGCUGCCGCACCCCUAGCGAGGGGUGCGAAUACGUCGCCGACGUCGACGACGUAAUUGCGUGCUACAACUAUCUCGUGGCCCUCGGCGACUAUACCUGCAGAGAGCGCGAGCUCUGCAGGAUCGGCAGCGCUAAGAUCACGGGUAUAAGCUAGAACGGGCAUACAUGUACUUGGGGUGUUCCUUUCCUUUUCACUACCGUGAAAUGCGUGAGCUGUUACACGACAGGCACAAACUGUUGAACUACAGCGUCAGUAGCGAUCUAUAACGUAG
Molecule: messenger RNA, 518 nt
Organism: Pseudogymnoascus destructans
Lineage: Eukaryota; Fungi; Ascomycota; Leotiomycetes; Thelebolales; Thelebolaceae
Exons: 2
Coding region: 155-400 (81 amino acids)
Source: RefSeq, a predicted model, not a curated record